AUGGAGAAGCCGCGUCGGAAUCCGGCGAGAGCCGCCAGGGCCAAGAGACAGAAGCGGGGUAUCGAUGUCGCCGUCCCUGACAACUCUGCAGUCAACCGCUUCAUCUACGUCCUCGACCUGGGGACGGCAUCCGUCUGGGAGUAUCUGGAUCCGCAGAGCGUCUCCAACACGGUCCAGGCAUGUCCCGACGUCUUCUCGCAGGAUUUCAUCGAUUCCGUGUCGCUUCGGGCGGUGGAGUAUUUCGCCGUGGAAAACAAGACGCACCUCGGCCGCCACUGCGAGUGCGACUGGAUGCGGCGUCUUGACUUCCAGUACCAGUCCGACGACAGGUGCAAGGGCGCGGUGCCUUUCACAGUCGACAGAAGUCUGCCGAUCCUCCAAUUGGCCGGAGGUCCCAAGGCUCUUCUGGACGCUCUGCUGCUGACGAAGAAGCUCAUGCAGCCGUUCGAGCAAGCCGAGAGGUGCCGAGACGCCGCGUUCGUUCCGAUGGUUUGUCCGCUGGUCACCAAGGAGAACCCCAAGGUACCAACCAGAGCUGCAGUCACCCGAGCAAUAGACCGAAUCAGCGCGGGAGCUGGAGCGAGAUUCUUCUACAAGUUCAAGCUCAACUCGCAGCCGUCGUUCGUCGACUACAUUGAGGAGCACUGGAGCGGCAUAAGCGGCUCGUCGUGUCACUAUUGCGACAGUCUGACGGGUCCCGACGCUCGGAAGCCAAAGAAGUACGCCGGCUUAACCUCCACCGAGAUUAAACGUGUCCGUGAAAACUGCACGAAGCUGUAUCAACCACUAAAAGCGGCUUUGGAGGAGAAUCUUCGGUUUGUGAGGUUUGUUCGCCGUCCUCGACGUCGUUCACGUCGAGAGUGGAGCUUUACAGGCAAGUACAAGGGACUGGUGGCGGGAAUUUCGCAGGGAGAUGUUCUGUGUGGACUCUUCCUCGUGAGUGGCUUCUGGCCGCAUGAAUAA
This is a messenger RNA of Phytophthora sojae, 963 nucleotides long. RefSeq lists its product as hypothetical. NCBI's taxonomy places the organism in Eukaryota, Oomycota, Peronosporomycetes, Peronosporales, Peronosporaceae. The record is from RefSeq and is a predicted model, not a curated record. The transcript has a single exon. Bases 1 to 963 code for a protein of 320 amino acids.